Vespula vulgaris is the source of this 1824-nucleotide messenger RNA. RefSeq names its product S-phase kinase-associated protein 2-like. Gene Ontology annotation, molecular function: protein binding. Gene Ontology annotation, biological process: SCF-dependent proteasomal ubiquitin-dependent protein catabolic process. Gene Ontology annotation, cellular component: SCF ubiquitin ligase complex. The record is from RefSeq and is a predicted model, not a curated record. Lineage: Eukaryota; Metazoa; Arthropoda; Insecta; Hymenoptera; Vespidae. The transcript is spliced from 4 exons. Bases 178 to 1350 code for a protein of 390 amino acids.
AUUUUCUUCGCUUAUAUCCUCUUACACAAGGUUAUUGUUAUAUCAGCGUUACGAGUAAGCGAGUCGUUUUAGUUUAAAAUUGAAACUCGAACAGAUGUGAAGUGAGUGCCUGAAAACGAGUGUGAAAUAAACAUUGAUAUUGUUACGAAAUUUUACAAUUACGAUAUUUGUUAAAACAUGGAACAAAGUCUUCGCACUUCAAGAGACCUAGUCGUUGAUAAAUCUGUUCUAUCUGCAAGUACUUAUAUCUCGCGAAAAGUAACAAAUCGUUGUAAAAAUAUUAAAAAAAGUGACAAUCGAAAUACGCUUAAUGUUUUUCCUAAUGUCGAUGAUAUUAGGAAUAUAUUUUUCUUUAGGAACAAACGAAUAUCAUCCUGCGUGGGAGACGAUGAUUUUAAUGAGAAACUAUCGAACGAAUUAAUUUUAUUGAUAUUUAAAUGGUUGCCUAAGAAAGAUCUGGUACAGUGUACGAUGGUUUGCAAGAGAUGGCACGAAAUAACGUACAACGAAAUAUUAUGGAAAAAUUUAGAUUUAUAUCGGAAGACUUUAAAGGAAAUUACGUUGCAACAAAUAUUAUCGAGAGGCGUUCGAAUAUUAAGGCUUGCACAAGCAAAGAUUAUAACGUCUGUGAUUCGAGAAAUGAAUGUUCGUUACGAUAACGAUUGUACGUACAAAUUACAAUACUUGGAUCUUUCUAUGGCAAUGAUAUUACCAGAUAAUCUGGCAAGUUUAUUAUCGAAAUGUAAAGAUUUAAAAAAAUUAUCCUUGGAAAGUUGUACUUUGAAUGCAGCGUGCUGUAAAGAAUUAAGUUAUUGCACCAAAUUAGAGGUGUUGAAUUUGGCCAUGUGCGAAGGAAUAGAUCUCAAGGGUAUCUUAGAUAUACUUAAACUCAGAAGCUUAAUCGAACUCAAUGUGGCGUGGUGUUCGUUGGAUAAAGAAUCUGUUACUAUUUUGUGUAAAAUGCUUCCAGCUACUAUUACUCGCUUAAAUAUUUCUGGAUGUAGAGAAGUUAUAAUAGAUUACGACAUCGAAGAAUUGAUAAGAUCCUGUCCAAAUAUCAUAGAAUUAGAUUUAAGCGAUUGUAGCGUACUUACCGACAAAACAAUUUUAAAUAUUCUAAAUUUGACGAAAUUAGAACAUUUGUCGUUAAGUCGUUCUUACAACAUAUCUACAUUAUCGUAUUUAGAAUUGGAACGUAUGCCACGUAUGGAGUAUUUGGAUAUAUUUAGUUUGUUACCAAAGUCGGUGCCGAACAAAUUAAAAAUUAAUAAGUUUCUGUUUAGUUCUAUCGCAAGGCCCACUAUAGGAAAUCAAAGCGGGACUAUUUGGGGCCUUCGAGUUAGAAAUUAGUUUUGAUUAAAGAAAUUGUUAGAAAUUGUUGGAACCGAAACGUUACAAAAAAAAAAAAAAAACAAAAUAAUAAAGUUGAAUGCACGCAUAAACAUAUGUAAAUAAUUAUUAAAUGUGUAAUAUAUACGUAUAUAUCAAAAACCUAUAAUCGGCGAAUCCAUGUAAUUUCAAUAAAUCGUAGUUACAUGCGAACAGGUAAAACGCUUGAGAACAAGUGUUCGUAUUAAGUCGAGUUACACGUAGUAAAUAGGUUUCAUGGGAAUGUACGACUUUAUACGUAUGCGUCGAAUCGCACGUAAGAAGUUCGAUAUUAGCAGCCUCUCACUGAUUUCUUUAAGAAGAAGCAACUUCUCCCUUUCUCCACGUUCUUCCCUUCUUACGACGAUUUAUAUACCGUAGACGUUGAAUUAACGCGUAAUUUCGAAGAUGGUCAAAAAGGCGAAUAAUUAAAGGAAAAAAAAAAAGGAAAAGAAA